AUGAGAGCCAAAAAGCAGAGACAGCCUUUACAGAAAGCGACUGUGAUCAAAACGGCUCAAGUUAAGCCAAAAGAUUCACUUGGGUCCUUGGAUAGAGGCGUCCUUAUCAAAAUACAGAAAUGCCAAAGUCGAGCUCGCCAUAAGAGUACCACCGAAUCAGAAGCCAAAGCCGCCCUUUUCGUUGCCCAGAAGCUAAUGGCCCAAUAUAAUGUUUCCCAAGCGGAUCUAGUGGCCAACAGUGAUGAUGGAAGCAAAGCCCAAUAUGGAGGAAUGAGCAAGGUGGAAAUAAUCAACGUUAAGAACCGUACCAGACGUGUGAUUAAGGAAGCAUUUGUGCACAAGUUGGCAAAGGCUAUGUCGGCAAUAGCGUUCGAAACGGCGCACAAUAAGAUCCUGGACUGGGCAUGCUCCUAUAAGGGCGGUUCGGCCACGUUCAGCUACCGCGUCGGAGUCGCUGAUGGGCUCGUCUCCAUGGCCAACCGUGAGAAGAAAAUCGAACUCGAGGCGGCAAGAAAGAAAGAAUUAGAUAUAAUAGCCGCCAAGGAACGGGAAGCGGGCAUGGAACACGAGCGCAAACUUCAGAGGCUCCAUAAAGGACCUUCACUGGUGUUAGACAUUGAUGGCCAGUCAGAGGACGAAAUACCUGGCUUCCUAGACAUAGACAGCAUGUCCGACGAGUCUUACGGCUCUCUAGAGUCGAUAGGCAAUCUCAAUCUUAAUACUAGAGCAGCACUGGUCGACUUUAAUGAAAAUGAUGAGAAUGUGGUCGAUCUCAUGUGCAGCGUGGAAGACAACAUUGACAAAAUUAUCAAGCGGGAGGCGCACAAAACCCAUGAUUUUAACAGCAUCCCUUCCCCUUCGGUGAAGCAAAACCCUUCAGAUAAAAAUUUCUCGUUUGUUAAAAGCGAGGAUAUGUCAAACUCGCCGUGGAUGUCCGAAACGCAGCUAGUACGUUUUCGCGCCACAUCGGUGCAGGUUGCAGACGAAUACCUCAAGAAGCACAAUAUCAAGCUGCGUAUGGGAAAGGCACGCACAGUGGUCACCCGUGAUUAUUCUGCUUAUACAGAAGGGUGGAAAGAUAGUGAAAAGAUUGAUUUCCGUCAGCGCAGGUUGGAAUAA
This is a messenger RNA of Aspergillus oryzae RIB40, 1119 nucleotides long. RefSeq names its product DUF2786 domain-containing protein. The coding region runs from base 1 to 1119 and encodes 372 amino acids. The record is from RefSeq and is a predicted model, not a curated record. NCBI's taxonomy places the organism in Eukaryota, Fungi, Ascomycota, Eurotiomycetes, Eurotiales, Aspergillaceae. The transcript is spliced from 2 exons.